Molecule: messenger RNA, 2131 nt
Organism: Rattus norvegicus (Norway rat)
Lineage: Eukaryota; Metazoa; Chordata; Mammalia; Rodentia; Muridae
Gene: Aph1bl1
Product: aph-1 homolog B, gamma secretase subunit like 1
Source: RefSeq, a predicted model, not a curated record
CGGGUUCCCUCCCUCUCCUGGAUUCCCACGAGCCCGGGAUCCCCAUCUCCCAGCGGCUCCAGCUUGUGGGAUCGUCCAAGGGCUAAGAGAACCCGAGGCUCUUCUGUUCCUGGGAGGGUCUGAGAAGAGCAGGCCCGUAGGCUACGCGGGCGCCCCUUGGCUUCUGUGGGCUAAGUGUGGGAACUAGUAGAUGCAUUUGUGUAUGGACCCUUUGUCUUUCCGUAGGAAUCUCUCAUUUCACCCAGUGCUCAGCGGCAGCGAAGAGUCGUUCUAGCUCUCUGCCGUUGAAGUCACCUGGGGAUCAGAUACCUAUUCCCUGGCCCCCACCUCCACAUCAAUCCUCGGACUCAGAAUGUCUGUGCAGGCUACUCAGUCUCAGGUUUUCUUUGUAGACACCCUGGGUAUUGACUGGGGUGCAGUCCAGGAUGAAAGCCCAAAUAAUACAAAUAUUCUGACCAGGCAUGUCCUCCCGGGAGCUUGUGCCUUCUUCUGGUUGGUGUCUCUGCUGCUUUCGUCUGUUUUCUGGUUCCUAGUGAGAGUCAUCACUGACAACAGAGAUGGACCAGUACAGAAUUACCUGCUCAUCUUUGGAGUGUUGCUCUCUGUCUGUAUCCAAGAGCUGUUCAGGCUUGCAUAUUAUAGGCUGUUAAAAAAAGCCAAUGAGGGUUUGAAAAGCAUAAACCCUGAGGAGACAGCACCCUCGAUGCGACUGUUGGCCUAUGUUUCUGGCUUGGGCUUUGGAAUCAUGAGUGGAGUGUUUUCCUUUGUGAACACCCUGUCUAAUGCCUUGGGGCCAGGCACAGUGGGCAUUCAUGGUGAUUCUCCUCAGUUCUUCCUUAAUUCAGUACUGCACUCAGACACACCAGAAGAGGGCACCACAUCCCAUUGCAGAUGGUUGAGAGCCACCAGGUAGUUGCUGGGAAUUGAACUCAGGACCUCUGGAAGAAUAGCCAGUGCUUUUAAAUGCUGAGCCAUUUCUCCAGCCCUGUGUUAAGCCUUUUAAAGGUAAGAUAUUCUUAGGCACUCUAAGCGAAGGACCUAUAAGUGGGGACAGGGGUUUGACUGGAAUGCUUUAAGAAUAUUACAAGAGCUUAUCGUGCAUAAGAAUUUAUAUAUAUGUGUGUGUGUGUGUGUGUGUGUGUGUGUGUGUGUGUGUGUGUGUGUGUAAAACAUUAGCAGCUAACUUUUAUGAGCUACCUUUUCUUUGCUUUGAGAUUUUAUAUUAUUUUUAUUAUAAGCCUGUAAGCCCCUGUUUUUCUUCUUGUUCAGUGCUAGGGACUCAGUAUAAGACCCAAGCCCUAAAUUCUAAUCUUUGAUUUAUCUAUAGCUUAUUGCUAUUUACAGGUAGGCAGUAUGAUAUGAUCUUUCAAUUUAGAAUGAAAAAUAGUAAACAAAUUGGUGCAUUAAAAAUGACCAACUCUUUUCACAUUACUUUUCAUUCUCUAGCUGCUACAAAUUAUAGUACAAUGACAAGUUUGUUUUAUAAUCAGAAUAUUAUUUUAUGUUUAGAUCAAUAGCAGUUUUAUCAUUGAAAUAAGGGAACUCAUAUACCCAUUUUUUAUUCAAUUAAAUCAACGUUCACCCCCAGGCUAAAGGUCAUUAGGAAACUUACCAUCUUUAGGGAAAUAUGACCAAAAAAUAAAGAGGUUCAGUAGCCUUUAAUAGAAUAAAAAGGUUAUAUAGAGAAAUGACCAAUUUUUAAAAGCUGCAGUAGCUUAGAGCCAUCUGUCUGCCAUGCUGUCCCUGAGCCUGGUGACAGUCCUCCACCAUUCUGUUUCCUUGAUAGUUCCAAUCUCAGCCUCUCCUGUGGACAUCAGUGCUGUCAGCCUCUCAAGUGAAUCCAUUCUCCGUGCAGCCAGCAAGUUAAUCUUCCCCGUUUGAAAGGUCUUGACUUUCUGAGGCCUACAGCAUCCAGUUCAGACCCUGAGACUCCUGCUCGGACUUAAGGGAAAGUGUGUUAAUAGGUCAUGCUUAAUGUUGCUUCCAACAGAGCAGCCUACCUUUGUAAAUAUUUCUAAACUGGGAUAUUUAUGACAUAUAAUUUAAGUGAUAAUCAUGUCAAGUUUGUAUAAAAGAAUCAAAUGUCGUUUUAAUGGCUAAUGUCUGUUAGAAUCUAAUAGAAAUUAAUAAG